This is a messenger RNA of Thyridium curvatum, 1566 nucleotides long. RefSeq lists its product as uncharacterized. The record is from RefSeq and is a predicted model, not a curated record. Bases 1 to 1566 code for a protein of 521 amino acids. Lineage: Eukaryota; Fungi; Ascomycota; Sordariomycetes; Thyridiales; Thyridiaceae. Gene Ontology annotation, cellular component: membrane. Gene Ontology annotation, molecular function: carbohydrate:proton symporter activity. Gene Ontology annotation, biological process: carbohydrate transport; transmembrane transport. The transcript has 5 exons.
AUGGCCGGUGACAAGAUCAACCUCAGCUUCAAGGACACGUUCCGGCUAUUCAACAAGCGUCUGAUCCUGACCUGCGUCCUCCUGGGCGUCUCUCCCUUCAACUAUGGCUUCGACAACCAGGGCUUCUCCUCUAUCCAGUCGAUGGAUGCCUUUGACAAGCAGUUCGGCGAGUGGGAUCCCAAGAAGAAGACCUACUACCUUCCGACCUGGUGGCUCUCCAUCUUCAACGCUGUGCCCUUUGUUGCCUUCUUCUUCGGCAUUCUCACCGGAAGUAUGAUCAGCAAACGCUUUGGCCGUCGGAUGUGCGUCUUUGCCAUGAGCUGCUGGGCUCUCAUGUCGGCCUCGGUCAUUAUCUCGUCCAGGAACAGGGACCAGAUGCUUGCUGGCCGUAUUCUGAACUUCUUUUAUGUCGGCAUGGAAUUGUCAGUCAUCCCGGUCUACCAGUCAGAAAUCACGCCCAGGGCUGUGCGUGGUUUCUCGGUUGGCGCCUACCAUACCGCACUCGUCAUCGGUGGCCUUGUCGUCAACUGCAUCGGCAGUGGCACUCAGCAUCUCGAGGGCAACAAGCAAUGGCUCAUCCCCUUCGGCCUGUUCUUCACCGUCCCCACUGUAGUCGUCUCUACCAUCUGGUUCCUCCCGGAGUCGCCCCGUUGGCUCAUUCUUCACGAUCGACUGGAGCAGGCUCGCAAAAACCUCCACUCUCUCCGUGUCGGCGCCUUUAGCGAGGAGGAAAUCGAGGAGGAGUGGCAGCAGAUGGUUCGGGGUAUCCACGCCGAGCAGGCUCAAGAGAAGGGCAGCUAUCUGGACCUGUUCCGCGGCUUCAACCGCAGGCGAACCUUGACCAUUAUCGGAAUUAAUAUCUUCUUGCAGGGAACUGGACAGCAGUUUACCUCGACGUAUGGUGCCAUCUUCGUCAAGGAGCUCGGCACGAUCAACCAGUUCUACUACCAGAUCUUGACGUUGUGUCUCAACAUUGGCAUUGGCUUCUGCACCAUGUAUCUCCAGGACCGAAUCGGGCGCAGGGUCCUUCUGUUCACCGGCGGCACUAUGCAGACCGUAGCCCUGAUGGCGAUGGGCGGCAUCGGCACCAUGAUGCCCCAGACAUACUCAUCCAAGUCGGCCGUCGUGGCCAUGAUGAUGAUCUACGGCUGCGGUUACAGUAUUGGCUGGGCGGCUGUGUCGCAGACGCUGAACGCCGAGCUCUGCAGCACGCAUAUGCGCGACCACUCCUUCCGGACUGCUUCCAUGACGGCCAUUAUUCUUCAAAUUGCCGUGACCUACGCCCUCCCUUACCUCCUCAACGCGCCAUACGCCAACCUCAAAUCCAAGGUCGGCUUCAUCUUUGGCGCCGUAUCUUUCAUCGGCAUCUUUUACACGUACUUCUGCGUCCCCGACUGCCGUGGGCGGUCUCUGGAGGAGAUCGACCGUCUGUUCUACAACAAGGUCCCGGCCUGGAAGUUCCACAAGGUCAAGAUGGACGAGUUGCAGCCCAUGGAGGAUGAGAUUGGCGAGAUUGAUGACAUGAAGAGCAAGAGCGGCGUGAUUGUCCACGAGGAGAAGGCUUAG